UCAACAUCUACUGCUGGAUUUCACCAGGAUCCCCCAGAUCAUCUUACACCGGAUAGACCACCUGCAGGAUUAUUUUGGAAAAGAAGAGGGUUUCUCUGACCAGCAGCUCUGUGGACAGGAGAGGAAUUCCAGUUUGGACCAAAAGGAACCAGAACCUCUGCAGAUCAAUGAAGAGCAGCAAAAGCCAGAACAUCCCUGGACAAAAGGGAAAACCAUGGAACUCCCCAUAAGUGAGCAGGAAGAGACAGAUACAGGAGGGAAACCUUUCUCAUGUUUGACAUGUGGAGAAAACUUUAUAAAAAAACAACAUUUAGUAGAUCACAUGAGAACUCACAAAGGUCAGAAGGCUUUUGAAUGUCUGUCGUGUGGAAAAACCUUCACUCAGAAAUCCAGUCUUGUUUCACACAUCAGAAUUCACACAAACGAGAAGCCCUUUUCCUGUACCAUUUGUAACAAGAGUUUUACCCACAAGAGUACUUUGAAUUGUCACAAGAGAAUUCACACUGGUGAGAAGCCUUUUGUAUGUCUAUCCUGUGGAAAAAGCUUUAUGUAUAAAUCUCAUCUUUAUAGUCACACCAGAAAUCACACCGGUGAGAAAGCUUUUCCCUGUACCAUUUGUAACAAGAAUCUAUCUGACAAGCGUAAUUUGACUUCUCACAUGAGUAUUCAUACAGGUGAGAAGCCUUUUCCAUGUCUGUCCUGUGGAAAACGCUUUGCUCAGAAAUCUACCCUUAAAACACACAUGAGAAUUCACAUGGGUGAAAAGGCUUUUUCCUGUACCAUUUGUAACAAGAAUCUAUCUGACAAGCGUAGUUUGACUUCUCACAUGAAAAUUCACACAGGUGAGAAACCUUUUGAAUGUCUGUCCUGUGGAAAAAGCUUCACCUCAAAGUCUUAUAUUAACAGACACAUAAGAAUGCACACAGGUGAGAAGCCUUUCUCUUGUACAAUUUGUAGCAAGAAUUUUACUGACAAAAGUACUUUUACUUGUCACAUGAGAAUUCAUACAGGUGAGAAGCCUUUUGAAUGUCUGUCCUGUGGAAAACGCUACAUUCAGAAAUCUAGUCUUGAUAAACACAGGAAAAUUCACACAGGUGAGAAACCUUUUGAAUGUCUGUCCUGUGGAAAAAGCUUCACUAAAAAAUCUAGUCUUAACACUCACAUGAGAAAACACACAGGUGAGAAGCCUUUUUCCUGUGCAAUUUGUGGCAAAAGUUUUCCUCAAAAAGGUCAUUUGACAGUACACAUGAGAAUUCACACAGGUGAUAAACCUUUUAUCUGCACGAUUUGCAGCAAACGCUUUAGCAGAAAAGAUAGUUUGACCCUACACAUGUACAGAAUCCACACAGGUGAGAAGCCAUCUCCUGAAUGAUUUGUCCCAAAGGUUUUAAGCGAGAAGGUAAUUUGAGUAUUCAGUUGACAUUUAUUAAUGCAUGAUGUGGAAGGGUUUGUAUUUUUUUUAAGUCAUAGGGAAAUCAUAUUUUAAUGUCAAAUCAUUGUUGCUUAAGCAUGUAUGUAAAUGUACUCUUUUAUCAUACGAUAUUGUCCAAAAGAAAAUUUCUGUAAAAAAAAAAAAAAAAAU
This is a messenger RNA of Cyprinodon tularosa, 1582 nucleotides long. RefSeq names its product gastrula zinc finger protein XlCGF57.1-like. The coding region runs from base 215 to 1372 and encodes 385 amino acids. The record is from RefSeq and is a predicted model, not a curated record. The transcript is spliced from 3 exons. NCBI's taxonomy places the organism in Eukaryota, Metazoa, Chordata, Actinopteri, Cyprinodontiformes, Cyprinodontidae.